Molecule: messenger RNA, 1388 nt
Organism: Rubroshorea leprosula
Lineage: Eukaryota; Viridiplantae; Streptophyta; Magnoliopsida; Malvales; Dipterocarpaceae
Source: the annotation of a GenBank genome assembly
ACAUUUAUCCACCUCCUAUCACUUUUCUUAUAUCACAAAAGUGGGUAGUAAUAUGACGAGGAAGAAGGUGAAGCUCACAUGGAUUGUCAAUGACAAUGCACGAAGAGCCAGCUUGAGGAAGAGAAGGCUUGGACUGUUGAAAAAGGUUAGUGAACUAACCACUCUUUGUGGGAUCAAUGCUUUUCUCAUUCUUUAUAGCCCAGAUGAAGUGGAGCCUGUUGUGUGGCCAUCGCGCCCUGUGGUACAACAAUUGCUAGCCAGGUUUCAUGCCAUGCCUGAGAUGGAGCGAAGUAAGAAGAUGAUUAACCAAGAAAGCUUUAUGAGGGAAAGGCUAGCAAAGGUUCAAGAGCAGUUGAAGAAGCACCAAAAUAAGAACAAGCUAUCAGAGGGAACCAACCUAAUGCAUCAUAUCGAGAGUGGGAGGGACCUAGACAGCUUCAGUCUCAAUGAACUACAUGUGUUAGUUUGGUACAUAGAGGAACUGAAUAAGGAUCUUGGGAAACAUAUGGAAUAUUGGCAUCAGGUUCUCCAGCCUCCUCAAGAAGAAGUUCCAUUGCAACACUUUGAAAGGGAGGAAAUGGUUAGGGGAGGUGGCGACAACCUUGGCCUAAAAGGUAGGGAUUUUAAUGAGUCUACAGUGUGGGAUCAAUGGUUCAUUGACAUGAUGAACAGUGAGAACAGGGGGCAAAGUAGUAGUAAUAUAAGUGACAUUGGGGUCCCACAAGACACCUAUAAGGGCAAGUCCACCAUUGAUGACAUGGUUUUGCCUCGUCAUUCAUUUCUUGGUGGAUCUGACAUGGGGUUGGUACCUCAUGGGAAUUUCAAUCCCCCAAGUACUGAGAUCCAAGGGCUGCAGCCUGGUAAUUUGAUGGGUUUCAAGGUUCCAUAUGGUGGUGGUUCGACUGAGACAGGACAACAACCCUUAGGUAAUAUUGGAGGCAACAUUACCAAUAUUGCUGGAAAUGAAUUUUUUAGGCAACCUUCUAGACAACUUGGUGAAAGUAGCAGCUCCAACAGCAGCACUGAAAAUGACAAUCCGUUUCAAUUUGAUUUUAGCAAGACCUGGCCAUCCCCAUGAUUUAUGUUUUCUGCCUUUUGUUUCAUCGUCAAUCAGUUUAUCUUUUGUUUUUUGAUGCUAUCCUCCAUCUCCCAAUGUUUGUUGUCUGCUGUUAUGUUCCAUUUCAAUGUUUAUCCAUAGCAUGACCCAAGGAUUUUGGGUCAUUAAGCUGCUAUGUUAUGUUUUUGUUUGAUGUUUUUUAAAUCAAUAAUGUUGUUCUUUUUCUUUCAUAAAAGUGAUAAAUGUUAUUGUGUCUGGGGUCAAUAAGGGAGAGGAUUACCUCCGGUUGUGUAAUCCAUGGUUAUUGAAAAAAUAAAAAUGUUGAUUUUCU